Magnolia sinica is the source of this 1452-nucleotide messenger RNA. RefSeq lists its product as uncharacterized. NCBI's taxonomy places the organism in Eukaryota, Viridiplantae, Streptophyta, Magnoliopsida, Magnoliales, Magnoliaceae. The record is from RefSeq and is a predicted model, not a curated record. Bases 37 to 411 code for a protein of 124 amino acids. The transcript has 2 exons.
UCUGAUUUAUGGGGUGCAACAUCCAGCCAACAAAGGAUGACUUCCAUUGAUCAAAGAAGAGAUGAAAGAUAUGAGGAACUACAUGCUGAUAUAGUCUCUCUUAAAGAAAAUAUAGCUGCACUCUCAUCCUUAAGAGAAGCUGAAAUGUCAUCCCUUAAAGAAACUAUGGUUGAAAUCUCAUCCGCAAGAGAUGCUGAAAUUUCUUCCUUGAAAGAAACUCUGAUGAAAUUGAUAGCUACUAUGAAUAAUGCAAACAAUAACCCACCCACAGUAUUCAGUGCUGCAGCUAGUUCUAACAUGAACCAACCGUCCUCAUCAUCAAGCCAUUGGGUGAACUCUCAGAAACACUCGACGAAUAAGGGGAAGACCACGAGUUGCACUAGCGCUGGGAUAAUUCCUUAUACCAAGUGAAUAGUUCUUUUAUUAUAUUUUGAUGUUAUUGUGUUCUUAAUUAUAUGUGGUAUACGGAUGAGUGUUUAUUCAAUACAAUGCAGUUUGUCAAAUAGUGAAUUUUAUUUUGUAGGAUGUGACUAGAGUUCUUCUUACAAGUAUUGUCAAACCCGGGGUUACUAUUGCUAAAGGAAUUGUUUUGAGCAAGGAUCCGCUCACAAAAGUAGGGAGGCACGAACUUGGAAUUGAUUUUUGGGAAGUAUUAAUUCAUGUGGCAAUAGUACGGGAGGAGGUUUUGAUAAGACCCUAUGGACGAUAUAAAACAAUUGGGGAUGCUAUUGGAACGAGUAUUAUUCGGCCCUCUAUUAUGUGUAAGGUCAGAUUUUUUUUUUUUUUUAUUUUCCAUAUACAAUAGAAUUUCUUGUACAAGAAUGCGAGUACUAAUUAAUUUCUUUUUAUUGUUUUGUUUUGUAGGUUUAAGGAGAGAUGGAUUGAGCUAAAUGAAAGGAUCUCUCUCUCUCUCUUGUAAAUGUUUUAUGUUUUGUGCAUGGGUUUAGGACUGAUGUGUGAUUGGUUUUAGAUAGAAAGUGUUUAACUCUCAUUUUGGAAUUUAGAUUGACUUAAGAUCCAAUGCAUAUGACAGGUUGGGUAACUAAAUCAACAAGUUAGCCAACAUGAUUUACUCUUGUUCUUAUCAAUUUUCUUUAUAACUCAAUGCAACUCUUGUUCUUUCCAUGUUUCUUUACAACAUUAAUAGGAUGGCGUUGACCUUUUUUAGCGUGUUUUUUGUGGCAGUGUUAGAUGAUGGAAGCCAAGCGAAGGAGAACAACUACAUUUAUGUAAGUAUUAUAAGUCUUAAGCUCCAUUUGGUCAUCACAUCAAUCUUUAUGAAUAUAAUUUUUUAUCAAACCAAAUGGAUCUUAAGCCCCUUUUUUAACUCCGCCAAUGCAACUACUUGCAUUGCCGGUCCCAAGCCCGGGUAAAGGAGGAGGGAGAAAGGCUUGAGCGUCAAGGUGAGUUGUAUCAUUUUCUUCCAUAUUUCUUUAAUGCAGCAAUACUAUG